Molecule: messenger RNA, 748 nt
Organism: Labrus bergylta (ballan wrasse)
Lineage: Eukaryota; Metazoa; Chordata; Actinopteri; Labriformes; Labridae
Source: RefSeq, a predicted model, not a curated record
AAGAAGUAACACCUCGACAAGGCUCGCUCUAACCCUGUGGUGUGUUUGUAACAGUGAAACAGAACACACACGUUGUGGCAUCCAGAACAACAGAGGCUCUAUCAUGUUCAUCUUUAUGAUUCUGGGUCUGCUGGCUGGCAUCCAGGCACAAGUGACUCCUGUGUUUGUGAGGACAGGAACAGAUUUACGUCUGGAAGUGAAGAAACCUGUUGUUCUGAAGGAGGCAGAUUUAUUUACAUGGAAGGUCAAUGGCAGUGUUAAUGUUGUGAGACUAGCUCAUGGUGGUAAACCAAUUAUUUCCCCAAAUUAUACAUCAAGAGCAGAAUUGUCUGCACAAAAUCACUCUCUACUGUUAAAGAACGUACAAAAGAGGGACAGUGGAGUUUACAGAGCAAGUGUUACUGCUGACAAAGACAUCACUGUAGCUGAAUACAGCGUCACAGUUCUGGAUCCAGUGUCUGGAGUGAAGCUGACAGUGAAACGAGAGCGAGCAGAGAUCAUCACACCUGGUGCUUCUCUGGACGUCUACCUGGAGAACGGCUCAGCCAUCUGUAACCAUGGCAACCAGGUCAGCUCUACCAGGGACAUCCAAAAGAUUGAAGAUCUUUGUAGAAAGCCUGAAGAGAUAUCUGGGGUUGGUUUCUCUAUCUACAGGCUGAAGAUAUACGUGGUCUCGAUCGGUCUGGUCAUCAUGAUGUGUGCCGUCAUCAGUGUUCACGUCGUAGAGAAGCUUAAGAAGAAAAGAUAA